This is a messenger RNA of Cuscuta campestris, 2488 nucleotides long. Lineage: Eukaryota; Viridiplantae; Streptophyta; Magnoliopsida; Solanales; Convolvulaceae. The record is from the annotation of a GenBank genome assembly.
CGAUGCUAAUACUCUUUUUUAUUUUUUGAUUUUCUUAAAGGAGAGUGCUUAUGCAUCGGUUCUCUUCCUCAACAGAAGCGGGUCCUCUUAUUUUUCUUUAAGUCAAUAACCAGAGACGCCCUAUCUAUCUUCUUCUCUACGAUUGUUCAUUCACCAUCGUCCCGCGCCGUUGUCUUUGGGCCAUCGCCAUUUCCGCGCUCGACAACAACGCCGUCGCCAUCCCUAGUGUCAAGGCUAGUGUGCUAUGAUCAAACCCUAGGUCUCAAUCGGACAAGUCUUCAUGGACGGCUCACGCUUCUGAGUGCAAAGAUCGAGUAGCGAGAUGAGGAACUUGAGGUUCCGAUCCAUUGGAUGGUCGGAACCAUCUAAAGCCUUGCUUAGAGGUGAUUUCUUUCCCCAUCCUUUUCAAUUUUAUUCACAGCUGUAUAUAUGUCUGUCUUCUUUUUGCUUGGAUUGGAUCUAUGUGCACUUUGAUCGAAUUCGUGGAUUUUCUACACUUUUUAUUCGCCGAUUCUUUGAUUUGAAGACAUUAAAAUUGAAAAUUGGAGUUUUGGUCGGAUUUGAGCAGUGUCAUGAGCUCAAGGCAGAUUGUUUGAUCUUAUUAUGCAUAUUGGUUACUUUGAUAACAUUAUUAACACUAAUUAAUGGGUUAAAUAUUUUACUCUCUCAUAUGAUUUAUAAUGCAAAUUAAAUUGGAUAAAGAAAAGAAAAUCCAUUCAAUUCGUGACAGACGAAGAGGAAUUUUGAUGACAAAGGAGGAUUUAAUCAAGAAUUUGGGAACCAUUUCCAAAUCUGGCACUUCAGCAAUAUUUGUUGAGAAAAUGCAGAAAAGUGGAGACCUUAACCUUAUCGGACAAUUUGGUGUUGGGUUCUACUCUGUCUAUCUCGUGGCUGACUAUGUAGAAGUUAUUAGCAAACACAAUGAUGAUAAGCAAUAUGUUUGGGAAUUAAAGGCUGAUGGAGCCUUUGCAAUUUCAUAGGAUGAGUGGAAUGAGCCACUUGGCCGUGGAACUGAAAUCAGAUUGCACCGUAGGGAUGAAGCUGGUGAAUACUUGGAACAGUCUAAAUUAAAGGUGAGUACAGAAGUAAUUGUGGUCUUAGCUCCUGCUUAAAACAUUCAGACUCACUGGUUCUUUUUAUGGACUCUUUAUACAUUCGUUAUAUGAUUCUGAGGCACAAAUGGACAGCUUUUUACUGGUGUUGUGAUAUACUCCGUAGUAUUUACUGGUGUUUCUUGUGAUAUAGGUCAAAAAAUAUUCUUCAUGGUAAAACAUUCAUGGUUCUUCAGAAAUCAGUGGCAUUAUCUGGUAAAAGCUCAAGUAGUGUCCGGUUUUCAGAACUCAAGAAACAGUGAUAUUAUUUGCCUCUGAUGGUAAAAUAUUCAUGGUUCUAUAAACAUCUUUAUCAGUUUCUUUUGUUUAUACAACAAAAAAUUGUGUUAUAAAGCAUGCUAAAACUUUCAUGCUUUUUCUCUAUAUGGUGCUAAUGCAUAGUGUAGAUCGGCAUUGGAUUACUUUCUCUCCAUCAACUAUGCGGAAUCAACAGCGUUUUAUUCUAUUCUAGUAAGAUCUUCGAAUCUGCUGGUGAGUUCUUCUCUCAGCUUCAUAAUCUUCAAAUGAUGCAGUGACAGUUACUGGGGGCAUUUGUUCCAUAAGUCUUGAGUGCCUCAUAAUGCUAUGAAAUUUUGAACAUACAUGUGUAAUUUUUUAAUGUUUUGUAAUUUCCAAUAUCCAUAGGAGCUUCAUCCAGUAAAGCCGCAACUUUUGGAAUUGGGGCUAUUCAGGUAACUAAAAGAUUCUUUUUUUUUUUGUUUCAGUAGUCAAUGAAGCUAAAAGAGUCACAAUUGGAAAUUAUGACUCUUUUAUAUUAAUGGCACAAGACUACUUUUUUUAUACGGAGUACUUAAAAAGAAAAAUAUAUCGAAUUCUGUUUUCCCAAACUAGCUAGCUAAAGGAAAUAAUGAUAUGUUGUUUUAAGAGUGACUGUUUAUUGACAUUCUGCGUGUGGCAUUGCAAUGCAGUGACGAUGAAGCAGAGAUGAAGAAAUGUGCUCUUCAUCUGUUAGUUUUAUCACAUUCCUGUUACUAGGAAUUGUUUUCGCACCAUGUACAAGCUAGGGAAGGGUAUGUUCUUGUGUAUGCCAGUUUGUCAAAUUCAGCAUGUGAGUGGUUCUAACCCUAAGGUGAAACAUAUGCAUGAUAAUUGUGGAUGAAACUGAGAAGUUCAUUUCAAAAGUCUGAUUAUCCAAAGGUGUUUGAUAAUUUCUCUCAAAGAAUAUUUGGCUAAGCUUAAUUGAUUUGGAGUGCACUUCUAUUUGUUUAAUUCCGAACCAAAUUGUUAUUCUGCAAUUGGCGAUAGUACAAUUGCAUCGGUAGUUUCGAUGCUAAUACUCUUUUAUUUAAAUUAACAAAAUAGCAAAGGCUUCGGUUGUUUAGAAAAAACCAAUGCUAAUACUCUUUUAUUUAAAUUAACAAAAUAGCAAAGGCAUC